CGAGCCGGAGCCGGAGCCGCGGGUCUCCCAGCGCUGCAGUCAGUCGCUCCUCGGGAGCCGUGCAUUGUUGUGCGCGAGCUUGCUUGGUGGGGCGCAGGGAUUUACAAAGCUUGAAGACGCCCCGUCUUCUACCCGGAGCUCCCCCACCCCACCCCUUUAACCAUGUGGAUACCUACGGAGCACGAGAAAUACGGCGUGGUUAUCGCCAGUUUCCGAGGAACGAUCCCGUACGGACUGUCGCUGGAAAUUGGCGAUACAGUUCAGAUCCUGGAGAAGUGUGAUGGGUGGUACAGAGGAUUUGCCUUAAAAAAUCCAAAUGUCAAGGGGAUAUUUCCUUCCAGCUUUGUUCACUUGAAAAAUGCCUGCGUAAAGAAUAAAGGGCAAUUUGAAAUGGUUAUUCCCACUGAAGACUCUGUUAUCACAGAAAUGACAUCAACAUUACGAGACUGGGGGACCAUGUGGAAACAGCUCUACGUGAGAAAUGAAGGCGACCUCUUCCACCGGCUGUGGCACAUCAUGAAUGAAAUCUUGGAUCUGCGGCGGCAGGUGCUGGUCGGCCAUCUUACCCAUGACCGUAUGAAGGACGUAAAACGUCACAUUACUGCCCGCCUUGACUGGGGCAAUGAACAGCUGGGCCUGGACCUGGUGCCUAGGAAGGAAUAUGCAAUGGUGGACCCUGAGGACAUCAGCAUCACUGAGCUGUACCGACUGAUGGAACAUCGACAUCGGAAGAAGGAUACUCCAGUGCAGGCCAGUAGUCACCAUCUUUUCGUCCAGAUGAAGAGCCUCAUGUGUUCCAACCUAGGAGAGGAGCUGGAAGUCAUCUUUUCACUCUUUGACAGUAAAGAGAAUCGGCCAAUCAGUGAGAGAUUUUUCUUGAGACUGAAUAGAAAUGGGCUUCCCAAAGCCCCAGAUAAACCAGAACGACAUUGCUCGCUCUUUGUGGACUUGGGUAGCAGCGAGCUAAGGAAGGACAUCUACAUCACCGUGCACAUCAUCCGAAUCGGUCGAAUGGGAGCAGGAGAGAAGAAGAACGCCUGCAGCGUCCAGUACCGGCGGCCCUUCGGCUGCGCCGUUCUUAGCAUCGCAGACCUGCUGACGGGAGACACCAAGGAUGACCUUGUCCUGAAGGUGUACAUGUGCAAUACGGAGAGUGAGUGGUACCAAAUCCACGAGAACAUCAUCAAAAAGUUGAAUGCACGCUACAACUUGACUGGCUCCAAUGCAGGAUUAGCAGUUUCCCUCCAGCUCUUGCACGGAGACAUUGAGCAAAUCAGAAGAGAAUAUUCAUCCGUGUUUUCUCAUGGAGUAUCCAUAACAAGGAAGUUGGGUUUCUCUAAUAUUAUCAUGCCUGGUGAAAUGAGAAAUGACUUAUACAUCACCAUAGAAAGGGGGGAAUUUGAGAAAGGAGGGAAGAGUGUGGCCAGAAAUGUGGAAGUUACAAUGUUCAUUGUAGAUAGCAAUGGCCAGACCUUAAAGGAUUUUAUCUCCUUUGGCUCUGGAGAGCCUGCAGCGAGUGAGUACCACUCCUUUGUGCUUUAUCAUAACAACAGUCCCAGGUGGUCGGAACUUCUGAAACUUCCCAUUCCUGUGGAUAAGUUCAGGGGCUCACACAUCCGCUUUGAGUUUCGCCAUUGUUCCACAAAGGAGAAAGGAGAGAAGAAGUUGUUUGGCUUUUCCUUUGUGCCCCUGAUGCAGGAAGAUGGGAGGACUCUUCCAGAUGGUACACACGAGCUUAUCGUGCAUAAGUGUGAAGAAAAUACAAACCUUCAGGAUGCUACCCGCUACCUCAAGCUUGCUUUCUCCAAGGGCAUUUUCCUUGGGAAUAAUAAUCAAACCAUGAAGGCCACAAAGGAGUCUUUUUGGAUAACGUCUUUUCUGUGCUCCACAAAACUCACACAAAAUGGUGAUAUGCUUGAUCUUCUGAAAUGGAGAACCCACCCUGACAAGAUCACAGGCUGUCUCUCCAAGUUAAAAGACAUUGACGGCUCAGAAAUAGUAAAGUUUCUACAAGACACACUGGAUACCUUGUUUGGAAUUUUAGAUGAAAAUUCUCAAAAAUAUGGCUCCAAAGUAUUUGAUUCUUUGGUCCACAUAAUCAAUUUGCUGCAAGAUAGCAAGUUUCACCAUUUUAAGCCUGUAAUGGACACUUACAUCGAGAGUCACUUUGCCGGGGCACUUGCAUACAGAGACCUCAUCAAAGUGCUCAAGUGGUAUGUGGACAGGAUAACGGAAGCAGAGCGACAAGAGCACAUCCAGGAGGUGCUCAAGGCACAAGAAUACAUCUUUAAGUAUAUAGUGCAGUCCCGAAGGCUGUUUUCCCUGGCCACGGGUGGGCAAAAUGAAGAGGAAUUCCGCUGCUGCAUUCAGGAGCUCCUCAUGUCAGUCCGUUUCUUCCUCUCACAAGAGAGCAAGGGGUCUGGAGCGCUGUCUCAGUCACAGGCCGUGUUUCUGAGCUCCUUCCCAGCUGUGUACUCUGAACUGCUGAAGCUCUUUGAUAUCCGGGAAGUGGCCAACUUGGUCCAGGACACACUGGGCAGCCUGCCGACCUUCAUGCAUGUGGACGAUUCCCUGCAGGCAAUUAAGCUGCAGUGCAUUGGCAAAACCGUGGAAAGCCAGCUCUAUACCAAUCCAGAUUCCAGGUACAUUCUCUUGCCAGUCGUGUUGCAUCACCUCCACAGUCACCUGGAAGAGCAGAAGGACUUGAUCAUGUGCGCGCGAAUCCUUAGCAACGUAUUUUGUCUCAUCAAGAAAAAUAGCUCAGAAAAGUCUGUGUUGGAGGAAAUAGAUGUCAUCGUGGCCAGUCUGCUGGACAUCCUGCUGAGGACCAUCUUGGAGAUCACCAGUCAGCCUCAGGCAUCCAGCUCUGCCAUGCAGCUCCGGUUCCAGGACGCCACUGGGGAAUUUGUUGCUUGUCUCCUAUCCCUGUUACGACAAAUGACAGACAGACAUUAUCAGCAACUUCUGGAUAGUUUCAAUACGAAAGAGGAAUUAAGGGAUUUCCUGCUGCAGAUAUUCACUGUGUUCCGAAUACUGAUACGGCCCGAGAUGUUCCCCAAGGACUGGACUGUUAUGCGCUUGGUUGCUAACAAUGUUAUUAUUACAACAGUUUUAUACCUCUCAGAUGCACUUCGUAAGAACUUCUUAAAUGAAAACUUUGAUUAUAAGAUCUGGGAUUCCUACUUUUACCUUGCAGUCAUUUUUAUAAACCAGUUGUGUCUGCAGCUGGAGAUGUUCACACCAUCCAAAAAGAAAAAGGUGUUAGAAAAGUAUGGUGACAUGCGGGUAACAAUGGGUUGUGAAAUUUUCAGCAUGUGGCAAAACUUAGGAGAACACAAACUUCAUUUCAUCCCUGCCCUAAUUGGUCCCUUCCUGGAAGUGACCUUGAUACCCCAGCCAGAUCUCCGGAACGUCAUGAUUCCUAUUUUUCAUGAUAUGAUGGACUGGGAGCAGAGGCGCAGUGGCAACUUUAAGCAGGUGGAAGCCAAGCUAAUUGACAAACUGGAUAGCCUUAUGUCAGAGGGCAAAGGUGAUGAAACUUACCGUGAGCUCUUCAACAGUAUAAUUCCACUAUUUGGUCCCUAUCCUAGUCUACUAAAGAAAAUUGAGCGGGAAACAUGGAGGGAAAGUGGCGUUUCAUUAAUAGCCACUGUCACUCGGCUGAUGGAGAGGUUGCUAGAUUACAGGGACUGCAUGAAAAUGGGAGAGGUGGAUGGCAAAAAGAUCGGCUGCACAGUCAGUCUCCUGAACUUCUAUAAGACUGAACUGAACAAGGAAGAAAUGUACAUCCGCUAUAUCCACAAACUCUAUGACCUGCAUCUCAAGGCACAGAACUUUACAGAGGCUGCAUAUACCCUCUUGUUGUAUGAUGAGCUGUUGGAAUGGUCCGACCGGCCUCUCAGGGAGUUCCUGACCUACCCCACGCAAACAGAGCGGCAGCGAAAGGAGCGCCUGCACCUCACCAUCAUCCAGAACUUCGACAGAGGCAAAUGUUGGGAGAAUGGCAUCAUCCUGUGCCGCAAGAUUGCAGAGCAGUAUGAGAGUUACUAUGACUACAGAAACCUGAGCAAGAUGAGGAUGAUGGAAGCCUCUUUGUACGACAAAAUCAUGGACCAGCAGCGACUGGAGCCUGAGUUCUUCAGAGUCGGAUUUUAUGGGAAAAAAUUUCCAUUUUUCUUAAGAAACAAGGAGUUUGUGUGCCGAGGGCAUGACUAUGAAAGGCUGGAGGCCUUCCAACAGCGAAUGCUCAACGAGUUCCCGCACGCCAUUGCCAUGCAGCACGCCAACCAGCCCGACGAGACCAUCUUCCAGGCGGAGGCCCAGUAUUUGCAGAUAUAUGCCGUGACUCCCAUUCCAGAGAGCCAGGAGGUCCUGCAGAGAGAGGGCGUCCCAGACAACAUCAAAGGCUUCUAUAAAGUGAAUCACAUCUGGAAAUUUCGCCAUGACCGACCAUUCCACAAGGGCACAAAAGACAAGGAGAAUGAGUUUAAGAGUCUCUGGGUGGAGAGAACAUCGCUGUACCUGGUACAGAGCCUGCCUGGCAUUUCCCGCUGGUUUGAAGUGGACAAGCGUGAAGUGGUAGAAAUGAGUCCUCUGGAAAAUGCAAUCGAAGUGUUGGAAAACAAGAACCAGCAGUUGAAGACUCUGAUCAGCCAGUGCCAGACGAGACAGAUGCAGAAUAUCAACCCCCUGACCAUGUGCCUGAAUGGAGUCAUAGACGCUGCUGUUAACGGGGGUGUUUCCAGGUACCAAGAGGCAUUCUUUGUCAAGGAAUAUAUUUUAAGUCACCCCGAAGACGGGGAGAAGAUUGCACGGCUAAGGGAGCUGAUGCUUGAGCAGGCACAGAUUCUGGAAUUCGGUUUGGCUGUGCAUGAGAAGUUUGUACCUCAGGACAUGAGGCCCCUUCACAAAAAGCUGGUGGACCAGUUCUUUGUGAUGAAGUCAAGCUUCGGGGUACAGGAGUUCUCUGCUUGUAUCCAAGCCAGCCCCAUCCAUUUUCCUAAUGGAAGCCCCCGCGUGUGUAGAAACUCAGCACCUGCCUCCAUGAGCCCAGAUGGUACCAGGGUAAUUUCUAGACGCAGCCCAUUAAGUUACCCAGCUGUGAACCGGUAUUCCUCCUCCUCCCUGUCCUCACAAGCUUCCGCCGAAGUAAGCAAUAUCACGGGCCAGUCUGAAAGCUCUGAUGAAGUCUUUAACAUGCAGCCAAGCCCGUCUACCUCAAGCUUGAGUUCUACUCACUCUGCUUCACCUAAUGUGACGAGUUCCGCUCCAUCAAGUGCUAGAGCGUCUCCUUUGUUGUCUGACAAACACAAACAUUCCAGAGAAAACUCUUGCCUGUCCCCGAGAGACAGACCAUGUAGUGCCAUUUACCCGACACCUGUGGAGCCUUCCCAGAGGAUGCUGUUUAAUCACAUUGGAGAUGGGGCCUUGCCACGCAGUGACCCAAAUCUUUGUGCUCCUGAGAAAGCUGUGAAUCCCACCCCUAGCAGCUGGAGCCUGGACAGUGGAAAGGAACUCAAGAACAUGUCGGAUAGUGGGAAACUUACCUCCCCCCCUGUCCCUCCAAGGCCCACACAGACGGCUUCCCCAGCAAGACACACAACAUCAGUAUCCCCCUCGCCUGCCGGACGGUCACCAUUGAAGGGCUCUGCGCAGUCUUUCACCCCGUCUCCGGUGGAGUACCACUCCCCAGGACUGAGCUCCAACUCCCCGGUCCUGUCGGGCAGCUACAGCAGCGGCAUCUCGUCUCUCAGCCGGUGUAGCACGUCGGAAACCUCAGGCUUUGAAAAUCAGGUGAAUGAACAGUCGGCGGCGCAGGUGCCCGUGCCCAUGCCAAUGCCCAUGCCCGUGCCCGUGCCGGCGCCCAGCUUCGGCGGCCCCGAGGAGCCGGUGCGCAAGGAGAGCAAGACGCCGCCCCCGUACAGCGUGUACGAGCGGACUCUGCGGCGCCCCGUCCCGCUACCUCACAGCCUCUCCAUCCCCAUCGCCGCCGAGCCGCCCGCGCUGCCCCCCAAGCCCCUGGCCGCCAGGUCCAGCCACCUGGAGAAUGGGACCCGGAGGACUGAGCCCGGCCCGCGGCCCAGGCCCCUGCCCCGCAAGGUUUCUCAGUUAUAAGUCACUUUUCUAUGUCCCUGCGAUGAAUUCUUGGCCGUUUACAAAAUAGGAUGUUGGAUGAGAAGACAUUUAGUGUAGGCACUUUAAUAAACUUACUCAGAUAUUUCUUUAAAUGAAUGGAAUUCAAACUUGCUUAUUAAUACAAUGUUGCACAAUGUUUAAAAAAAAAAAAAAAAACGUUGCUGAUCUCAACCGCCAGAU
This is a messenger RNA of Jaculus jaculus (lesser Egyptian jerboa), 6315 nucleotides long. RefSeq names its product dedicator of cytokinesis 4 (gene Dock4). Gene Ontology annotation, molecular function: guanyl-nucleotide exchange factor activity; small GTPase binding. The transcript has 53 exons. Bases 163 to 6114 code for a protein of 1983 amino acids. Gene Ontology annotation, cellular component: plasma membrane; cytoplasm. Gene Ontology annotation, biological process: cell chemotaxis; small GTPase-mediated signal transduction. The record is from RefSeq and is a predicted model, not a curated record. NCBI's taxonomy places the organism in Eukaryota, Metazoa, Chordata, Mammalia, Rodentia, Dipodidae.